Messenger RNA from Aspergillus fijiensis CBS 313.89, 796 nucleotides. RefSeq lists its product as uncharacterized. Bases 130 to 621 code for a protein of 163 amino acids. Lineage: Eukaryota; Fungi; Ascomycota; Eurotiomycetes; Eurotiales; Aspergillaceae. The record is from RefSeq and is a predicted model, not a curated record. The transcript has a single exon.
UUCGAUUCUGGUUCGGGGGAGUUCUACUUUUUUGCCUCUGUAUUUUUCCCCUACCCAUCCACCAGGGCUUUCGGCAGGGAGCAUCUCAAUCGGUUUUCUUGAUGUAGCUCUGAAACCACCGCUCGGUCGAUGUCCCCAACACCCGUGACCGUGACAGUACAUAGAAACAAGCCCAUGUUCCCUUCGAGUCUAUCCAACCAGCAGCAACCGGUUCUCCUCGACGGAUGUAUCCAAUCAGUAGGGACUUCAGCGACGGAGCGAGCCGUCAAUGCAACCGUGCUUAUAUCCGUCCUACGGGCAUCCAGGUUGAACUAUAAAUACCCCUCUACAGAGAUCCAGACUCAGCCUGGAACGGGGCCGGUUAGUAUAUUCUCCCAGGAUGAGAUGAACAAAAACGCCAUGCUUGAGCAUCGGUCCAGCUGGGCUCUAUACACCAUACCAUGCCCUCAUCCUCGUCCCGGGGGCCAACCAUUGCUUAUGACGUUGUCGACAGAUAGUGGACCAGACGGAUUCGUCCGUGUAUGUGGUGAUGCAGGGGCUAUGCAAUACUUAUACCUCCCUCGACACGUGGGAGAUAAGGUCAUCGUGUUCUCCAGCAAGGAGUCACUGAACCUUAGUUAACCUCGGAGGAUGACGAAUGCGUGUGUAUGGAUAUACUUGGCUGUGCUGUGCGCACAACAGCGACGGCGCUGUUGUUUCCUCUCGUGCGGUGGGCUUCUGUGCUAUGGUUUUAGUACAGUGAAAGGGAUGUAUGAUUUGAACAUUGGUGGCCAAUGGUGUUGAGAUCCAAAUGCAG